UGCCGCUCGCCGAGCAAGUAUUAUCGCGAAAUAUCGCGAAAGUUUAACACGGGCUAGAUAAUCUAGCAGCUGGUCUCCACUGACGAAGAGCUUUGCUACAGUGAGUCGCGGACAUUCACGAUGGUCGUAGAAACCCAGCACCAUCACAGAUCAACGCUCAAACAGAAAAACAAACCCUUCAAGUCCCACCAUGCCACCAAAUCCGCCCUCAAAGAGAUCGCAAAAGGCCGUACCGCCCGCCCGAGCGCAAAAUCGCCAGCAGUAAGCACUGUUGCGCAAGCCCGCCUCAACAGGCGCAACACACAAAAGCAAGCGCAAGCCGCCAAACGCGCCUCCCUCGUCGCUGCAACCCGCAUCUUUAACGGCAUCGACGGCGCCCCACGCAUCAUCGCCAUCAUCCCACUCUCCGAGGACAUCGAUACCCGAGCAUGCAUCCAGGCCCUCGCAAAAUGCGUAGAUGAAGAAAUACACGGCAUCGGUGAGAACGCAAAAAUCUGGACUAUGAAAACCUCCCGCUUCAAAACAUCCCUCCAGUUCCUCCCGGUACCUUUCGCUCGCCCUUAUGCCGCCCUCGAUGCCGCCCGCGCUGCAGACUACACACUCCUUCUCCUCUCACCAACCAUCGAAGUCUCCCCCCCAGGCGAUACCCUCCUCCGCAUGCUCCAAGCGCAAGGACUCCCUACAGUCGUCACUGCCAUCCCACCAACUCUCCCCGAGAACCUCGACGCCAAGUCCAGGCCAUCAGUACUCAAGAGCCUCCUCUCCUUCAUACAGUACUUCGAUCCCGCCCAACGCCGCGUUUUCGAUCUCAGCGCACCAGCCGAAUCACUCAACACCCUGCGAGCGCUCGCGGAGGGGUGUCCCGGCGAAGUGAGGUGGCGUGCAGGGCGGCCGUGGGUUGUGGGCGAGAGCGUGGAGCGGGAGGAAGGUGGAAUGUUGAAAGUAACGGGUAUCGUGCGUGGGGGGAGGCUGAGCCCCAAUCGACUCGUGCACAUCCCUAGCCAAGGGGACUAUCAAAUCUCUAAGAUCAUGUCUGCCCCUCUCCCCCGCAUGAAGCAUGCAAAACCUGGAGCCAUGGAUGUGGAGACUGAAUCUGUGCUUUUGGCGGAACGAGUUCCAUCCUCCGCAGAUUCACUGGUGAGCACGAAUGUUGCUGACGACAUGGCGAACGAGCAGACGUGGCCCACGGAAGAGGAGAUGGCGGGUGCUCCGCAUGGCAUGGUGGAGGGGGAGGUACCAAACGCGAAGAAGGGCACGACGCCGAAGCGCAUCAAGCGCAUUCCUAAAGGCAUGACCGAGUACCAGGCGUCUUGGAUCGUCGAGGAGAGCGACGACGAAGACAAAGACGAAGAAUGUGAAGAUCGAGACGGGGAAAGGGGAGCACAGGUGGAUGAAGACGAGGAGAUGGUCCCCCUCGACGAUGCCUUGGACUUAGAAAGCGAGCGCAAGAGCGUCGUCGCAUUCCAAGAACUCGACAUCGAAGAGGAGCAAAAUCAACUGACAUCUUGGCGCAAGCGUACCCAAGAAGAACAAGAUGCCCAGGCAUUCCCCGACGAAACCGAUACCCCACAGGACAUCCCCGCACACACACGUUUUGCGCGGUACCGCGGGCUUCGUUCCCUCCGCACGAGUCCUUGGGACCCGUACGAAAACCUACCUCGCGAGUACUCGCGGAUAUUUGAGUUCGAGGACUUUAAACGUACCGAGAGAGACAUGUGGCGUGAGCUGGAGGAUGAUGGUAUCGAGCCCGGUACGCGGGUGACUAUCUUUAUCGAGGGUGUCCCGCAGGAAGCUAGCAUCCCCUCCGAGUCACCGUUUGUACUAUACGGAUUACUGAAACAUGAGCACAAGAAAACAGUCCUCCACUUCACCGUGCAGCGGAACACCGAGUGCGAAGGUUCUGUUAAAUCGAAGGACCCCUUGGUCUUAUGCUACGGGCCCCGUAGACUGCGCGUCAACCCCGUAUACUCCCAACACACCCGUGGAGGCGGAAAAGGCGCUAACAACGUGCACAAAUUCGAGAGGUUCUUAUGGCACGGCACCACGACCGUUGCGAGCGUCUACGCACCGAUUGCGUUUGGGAAGCAGCCGUGCAUGCUCAUACGUGAGACAGAAAAUCUACAGGCACCAGAGCUCGUGGCGAUGGGCACGUUCAUGAACCCUGAUACGACGCGUAUCAUCGCAAAGCGAAUCAUCCUCACAGGCCACCCAUUCAAAGUACACAAAAAAACUGCUACUGUUCGGUAUAUGUUCUUCAACCCAGACGACAUCCAGUACUUCAAGCCUAUUCAGUUAUACACAAAACACGGGCGGACGGGACAUAUCCGAGAAUCACUUGGGACGCAUGGGUAUUUCAAGGCGCAUUUCGAUGGGCCGAUCAACCAGAUGGAUACGGUGUGCAUGUCGUUGUACAAGCGCGUGUACCCGCGGUGGAGCGAGAAUUGGGCAUCUGGUGCGGGCAGGGGGAAGGGUGAUGAGAUGGAGGAGUAAAUGGUCAUUUUUGAUUUUGUGGGCAGGGUGGCUUUCGAGGUGGAGCUGCGCUUGAGAUGAUUCAAAACUUGUAGAAGCUUGAAAAAUAUUUCAGCAAUUGUACGAAGGGCUCAUGUAGCUGAUUGAAGCUUGCCCGGAGCAUUUUUCGUCGGAAUU
Suillus paluster is the source of this 2646-nucleotide messenger RNA. Its product is annotated as ribosome biogenesis protein tsr1. Gene Ontology annotation, biological process: endonucleolytic cleavage of tricistronic rRNA transcript (SSU-rRNA, 5.8S rRNA, LSU-rRNA); ribosome biogenesis; maturation of SSU-rRNA from tricistronic rRNA transcript (SSU-rRNA, 5.8S rRNA, LSU-rRNA). Bases 121 to 2490 code for a protein of 789 amino acids. Gene Ontology annotation, cellular component: preribosome, small subunit precursor; nucleus. The transcript is spliced from 10 exons. Gene Ontology annotation, molecular function: U3 snoRNA binding; GTP binding; GTPase activity. NCBI's taxonomy places the organism in Eukaryota, Fungi, Basidiomycota, Agaricomycetes, Boletales, Suillaceae. The record is from RefSeq and is a predicted model, not a curated record.